Melospiza melodia melodia is the source of this 2493-nucleotide messenger RNA. It is a transcript of the gene SPATA18, whose product is annotated as spermatogenesis associated 18. The transcript has 10 exons. Gene Ontology annotation, biological process: mitophagy by internal vacuole formation; mitochondrial protein catabolic process. Gene Ontology annotation, cellular component: mitochondrial outer membrane. Lineage: Eukaryota; Metazoa; Chordata; Aves; Passeriformes; Passerellidae. Bases 161 to 2383 code for a protein of 740 amino acids. The record is from RefSeq and is a predicted model, not a curated record.
UCGCCGCGCCAGCCGUUAAGACACCACCGCGGCUGUGGAAGCCCUCGGACGCGGCCAAGCCCAGGGAAGGGGCCCGGGCUGGCAUUACCAUCUCCAUUACACCUGCGCCGCCCGAAGAAUACUCUGCCGAGGGGACAGCAGAGCGAGCUGACAUCUAGCCAUGGCCAAAGAAAUUAACAGCCUCGUGGGCGGGGGAAACACCCGGGAAAUGCAGGACUAUGAGGAGUCAGCUGAAGGAGAGCUACAGCUGAGAGAUUUGUCCUGCAAACCAAGGUGUGAGCUGCAAGAACUGGAGGACAAACUAAGUGAAACUCGUGUGCAGAUCAACCAGAUGGAACGAGAUCUGAAGGCUUCCCGGUGCCACUUAAAGAGGCUAGAGGAACUAGAUGAGUACGAGCAGAAGAUUGAGAACUUGCGGGAUGAGAUUGCUAUGCUGGAUUGCAAAAAGUCUGUUAUCCAGAGCAGGCUUUCCCGCUGCACUCCUCCGCCAUGCCGUCGGAGAUGUCUCUCUCCACCGUGCCGUCUGAGGGGCUGUAUCUCUCCUCCACCGUGCGUUCCAAGGGGCUGUAUUUCUCCUCCACCAUGCCUUCCUAGGGCCUGCUCUCCAUGCCGUCCAAGGGGCUGCUCUCCAUGCCCUGUGAGGGGCUGCUCUCCAUGCCCUGUGAGGGCCUGCUCUCCGUGCCGUCCAAGUGCCUGCUCUCCAUGCCCUGUGAGGGCCUGCUCUCCAUGCCCUGUGAGGGCCUGCUCUCCAUGCCCUGUGAGGGGCUGCUCUCCAUGCGGACCCUGCCGUCCGAGGGCCUGCUCUCCAUGCAUUCCAAGGGCCUGUUCUCCGUGCCCUGUGAGGGGCUGCUCUCCAUGCGUACCCUGCCGUCCAAGGGCCUGCUCUCCGUGCCUUCCGAGGGCCUGCUCUCCAUGCAUACCCUGCCGUCCAAGGGCCUGCUCUCCAUGCGGACCCUGUGGUCCAUGUGGACCCUGUGGUCCAUGCGGACCCUGCCGUCCAAGGGCCUGCUCUCCAUGCGGACCCUGUGGUCCGUGCGGACCCUGUGGUCCAUGCGGACCCUGCCGUCCAAGGGCCUGCUCUCCAUGCAUACCCUGCCGUCCAAGGGCCUGCUCUCCAUGCAUACCUUGCCGUCCAAGGGCCUGCUCUCCAUGCAUACCCUGCCGUCCAAGGGCCUGCUCUCCAUGCGGUCCCUGUGGACCCUGUGGUCCGUGCGGACCCUGUGGUCCGUGCGGACCCUGUGGUCCCUGUGGACCCUGUGGUCCGUGCGGACCCUGUGGUCCCUGUGGACCCUGUGGUCCGUGCGGACCCUGUGGACCCUGUGGACCCUGUGGUCCGUGCGGACCCUGUGGUCCGUGCGGUCCCUGUGGUCCAUGUGGACCCUGUGGUCCAAGGCCCUGCUCUCCAUGCAUACCCUGCCCUCCAAGGUCGGGCUCUCCAUGCCGUCUGAAGUGCCUCUCUCCACCGUGCCUACCAUGUCGUCCAAGGGCGUGUAUGAGGCCCUGUGCCAGGCCCUGUGUGAGGCCCUGUAUCUCUCCUCUGCCGUGCCGUUUGAGGCCCUGCGUGAAGCCCUGCGUGAGACCCUGCGUGAGACCCUGCGUGAGGCCCUGUCCUCCCAAGUGCCGUGCCCUUUGCCCAAGGCCCUGUACACCUCCCCGGAUCAGGCGGGGCAGCGCUUCACACCGUGCCUGCCUCAUAGCUCGCUAUAACUUCAUUUACGCUAAGGAACGCUUGGAGGCAGAGUGCAUUUUGAGGCGAUACGUCUGUAACUUGGAGACGGUGCAGAGGAUAGUAUACAUUGCAUGUGUGGAAUCUUUCCGUGCGGCAAAGAUGGCCUUCUGGAGGGUGAAAAUAAACGUAAAAGACACUUUGGGUAUAUGUUUCAGAGGGGGACCUACGUCACUUGAAGUUGCUGUCCUGGAUUAUAUAGCUUGCCACAAGGAUCUGUAUGACGUUUGUUGCAGUGUCCAUGAAGUAGUUUGCUGCAUGAACAGGAACCCAAAGCUUCCAUGUCCAGGAGAACUGGAUUUCGUUGUGAUCAGCAAUUUGAUUCGAGAGGUGUGCUGUUUGGCUUAUUCAAUGCAGACACUCAUUCCUCCUCUUGAUAUUGCCUAUGGUGUUGAUGGAGAAUGCUUCAAUAGGAACAUGUACUAUCGUAGCUUUGACUCCGAUUUUGCAGCUCCCUUUGUGGCCUAUCACGUCUGGCCUCCUCUGGUAGAAGAUGGCACUGUUAUUGUGAAAGGAGAAGUAGUCACUAAAAAAAUGGUUAUGUGUCCUCGCAGAUGCAGGAUUAGAAGCAGAAGCUGCAGCUGUGGCCGUCCUCUGCUGUGUGGGGUGCCUCGAAGCCGCAGUCUUUCAACAGUGAGGGUCAGAAGGCGCUGCUAACUGGACAUCUUCCUGCAGUGCAACACAACUGGAUUCAACAACUUUGCUGGUGUCGUUUCUCUUCGGAAGUACCUCAAAUCUCUCAAUAAAUGGCGGUUGUCACUCCAAAU